Molecule: messenger RNA, 1758 nt
Organism: Aspergillus ibericus CBS 121593
Lineage: Eukaryota; Fungi; Ascomycota; Eurotiomycetes; Eurotiales; Aspergillaceae
Product: aldo-keto reductase
Exons: 4
Coding region: 270-1292 (340 amino acids)
Cellular component (GO): cytoplasm
Source: RefSeq, a predicted model, not a curated record
CCUUCGAGUUCAACCCAGGAGGUAAACGGACUUAAGCAACAGGAGGCAGUUCGAGGAUGACAUGCUCGCUGACGGGAUUCCAUAGAUCUUAAUGGUCCCGAAUAGUCGCUCGAUGACAGUCUAGCCACAACGGACUAGUGCCAACUGGCCAGGCCCGAGUAUAUCAACCAGAAGAAUCUCUGGCCAUGAGGGAUUACAUUCAGAAACUUCAGACUUGCUUUUGAACGCCCUUUAACGCCCCUUAACAAACCGGAACAAACCACGACAUCAUGCUUCCAACCAGACAGCUCGGCCGAGAUGGACCCCUAGUCCCUGCCCAAGGACUCGGACUCAUGGGUCUGUCCAUGUUCUACAACACACGUCGCCCAGAUGCAGAGCGUCUGGCAUUCCUCGACUACGCCCAUGCCAAGGGCGCGACGUUCUGGGACUCAGCUGACGUGUAUGCUGACAAUGAGGAUAUCAUGGCAAAAUGGUUCAAAGCAAGCAACAAACGAAAAGACAUCUUUCUUGCCACCAAAUUCGGCAUCAAACAACACCCCGGCAAGCCCGCCAGCAUCCACAACAGUCCGGAAUAUGUGCGAGAGGCAUGCCUCAAAAGCCGCGAACGACUAGGUCUGGCGGCCAAUGACCCCAUUGAUCUCUACUACUGCCACCGCAUCGACCCCCAGCAACCGAUCGAAAUCACCGUGGCAGCCAUGGCCGAGCUCGUAAAGGACGGCCUCGUCAAAUACCUCGGUCUCAGUGAGUGUUCCGCCGAGACGUUGAGACGUGCCCAUAAAGUGCACCCAAUCACGGCUGUCCAGGUCGAAGUGUCACCGUUUGCAACGGAGGCAUUGCAUAAUGGGUUGCUGGAUGCGUGUCAGGAGCUGGGCGUGGCUCUGAUUGCGUAUUCCCCGUUGAGUCGCGGGUUCUUGUCUGGGCAGCUUACAUCUUGGGAUGAUUUUGAUGAGAAUGAUCGGCGCCGUGUGUUGCCGAGGUUUUCCAAGGAGAACUUCCAUAAGAAUGUUGACAUUGUGAGGCGGUUGGAAGAGAUUGCCCGGAACAAAGGUUGUUCGGUGGCACAGCUGACCUUGGCGUGGGUGUCGGAGUUGUCGGAGCUUUCGUUUCCUAUCCCGGGUACGACGAAGGAGGCGAACCUGGAUGAGAAUUUGGGUAGUCUUGCGAUUGAACUGACGGAUAAGGAGCGGGCGGCUAUUCAAGCGGUCGUUGAUGAGGCUGAGGUGCAUGGGGAUCGGCAUCCGAGUAGCAUGAUGCCUUUUCUUUAUGUCGACACGGUUCCUUUGUCGGAAUGAGCGAGGGUAUAUAGAUUAUGAAUAUGAGGGAGCGUUCAUCUUUGGAGGAUGUGCUUUGCAGUAACGACUUCCCUCCUCUAGCUAGCUGAGUGACCAAUGGACACGCCAAAGUUCUGCACAUAAUAUAUCCCACAUGGUCGAGUCAUUCGAUAUCCUCAGUGAAGUUGCCACCUUCGUGCACUUUCGUACUUUGGCGUCACAUUUUUCUCCGGAUAUCCUCUGCUAUGGGCAUGUUGAUUGGAAAUCUUUUUCCAAUCGCUGGGGUGGAGCAGCAUAUCAGGGGGGGUAGGCCUAUUGCCCGAAGAAUAUCCGUAAAGAUAAUGUGACUGCGAAUACAAGCGAAUCGAGAAUCUGCAUUAAUGUGGUAUAGGAUGAAUGUGGAGUUAUCCAUAACUCGGACCUCGGGUCCACGAUGUGCACGCACCUGCUGCAAUGUCAUCUAUCAGUGAUCGCCUCGGGGUCUAUU